Molecule: messenger RNA, 1783 nt
Organism: Silurus meridionalis
Lineage: Eukaryota; Metazoa; Chordata; Actinopteri; Siluriformes; Siluridae
Product: sorting nexin-10A-like
Exons: 8
Coding region: 57-788 (243 amino acids)
Biological process (GO): intracellular protein transport
Molecular function (GO): phosphatidylinositol binding
Source: RefSeq, a predicted model, not a curated record
AUCAACACACGGAUUCUCUGUGUACUCUAAUAGCGUUCCUGUCUCUCCUCUCGGACAUGGAUGACUCCAGUGGCAGUCUCAUGAAAAAGGAAUUUUUAAGUGUAAGGGUACGAGAUCCCCGGUUUCACAAAGAGGAUUUCUGGCACACGCACAUCGACUAUGAGAUCUAUCUUCAUACAAAUAGCAUGUGUUUCCAGAAGAAGACCUCGUGUGUGAGAAGAAGAUACAGUGAGUUUGUGUGGCUGCGUCAGAGAUUGCAAGACAAUGCGCUUCUCGUCCAAGUGCCGAAACUUUCUCCUGCAAAACCUUUCUUCAGCCUCAACAACAGAUUGCAGGUGGUCCGGCGUAUGGAGGGACUGCAGAAGUUUCUGGAAGCAAAUUGGAUAAAAAGCAGUGGGGAAACAACAUUUCAGUUUCGAUUGCUGAAGAUGCCCCUGAUGUUGUCGGACAGUCAUCUGCACCUGUUCCUGCAGUCCCAGCUGAGUGUUUCUAAAAUGGAGGCGUGUGUCCAGGGCCAGACCAGUUACAGUGUGGCUGAGGCGAUCCAGCGUUGUGUAUAUAACACACACUUCUCGCUGAAGGAUGAGAGCCAACAACUUUGCAACUCUGAUGAUGGUGAAAGCACCUCCUCCUCAGGCUUGGGAAAUAGUGCUGGUCCAACUCCUCCUAUUGAAAUGUCCUCUCAAAAUGGGAAUCCUACUCAGCAGUUUCUUGCCAUGGUACUUGAACCUGAGGCCUUCAGAUGUUUAUCUUCAUCUCCUGAAAGUCAGCAAGACACACAUACAUAACAUGUACAGAGAUGUACUGUGAUCUUACUUACAUUCUCUUCAGGUUUCAUGUAGGCGUUUUGCAGAACUGUUAUUUUAAAAGAUUCGGACAAUGUAUACCAUCAUGUAGGUCAGGAGCUUCAUGUAAUGUUCCUCAGUAGGUGUACUUCACUUUGGGGUUGGUGUUCUCUCAAACCCUGUGUUCUCCAUGCAUGAAAAUCUGUAUUAGCCACAAGCUAAGUUUUUGUUUCUGAUGGUUUUGAAACAGUUUUAAUUCUCUACUUCCUGUAUAUCAGAGGACUCAAGGCUGCUCUCUGAGUAUUCAUCUUUGUGCUCAGGUUUAUUUUUAAACACAAAAUGAGUAAAAUGUGGUGAUAUUCAUUCCACAAUCUUUCAUUCUGUUCCUGUAUCGACUGUUGACUUGUGGCGCUUGAUGUCCUGGCGAAUGUUUACAUACUGUAUAGACAUACAUGUUAGCUGAUCUGUUCAGAGACUGGAUGGUGAAACUGUACAGAGAUCAAAGCCUUUUUUUGAAAUAGUGUAACUAUAUGUUCAGUUUGAUCUUUUGAAUAAUAGAAACUAUUAGGAAAGUGUUUCGAUUGUUCUUAAUGAUAACAGUAGAAACAUGGAGUUUCUUUUGCAAUAACCACCAUAUGACAAAUAUUAAAUGCUGAAUGUUUCAUUGUAAAAAUGACAGGUGAUGGAUAAGACUGAAUUUGCAUUGUAAAGCACUAACUACAUUAAUAAAGACUGGAAAAUAUAUCAUCAACAAACACACAAUCAGUACAGUGGAUACGAUCUUGAUAUCUAAGAGCUUCUUGUGAUGGGUCAAGUGUCUAAGAUGGAGAGAAGGUGCAUGCCAAGCAAAGCAUUGAGCUUUUCCCCCUUCACUAAACACACUUUUCACCAAACAGCCCCAUGUGUCUAAAAAAAAAAAAGUAUACAUUUAAUGCAUGUGACCCAAAGACACAUCAUCCUACUGGUGGAAGAAUUAUGGAUUGUUUACUGCUUUAUGU